Molecule: messenger RNA, 1887 nt
Organism: Plasmodium malariae
Lineage: Eukaryota; Apicomplexa; Aconoidasida; Haemosporida; Plasmodiidae
Product: conserved Plasmodium protein, unknown function
Exons: 1
Coding region: 1-1887 (628 amino acids)
Source: RefSeq, a predicted model, not a curated record
AUGAAUAAACAGAUAAUUAGCCUAAUUAUUAAUGGCAAAUUGGCAGAAAAAAAAAACAUGAACAAAUACAUAAUUAAAAACAAUUUGGAAAAGGUUAUACUAAAUUUUAGCUUGUACUCAAAAAUUGUAAGUAAAAAUGAGUUAUUGAAAAAUAUUAUUCUGUACACAAAAAUUGUUCAUCUGAAAUAUUUUCAUCUGGACUACUUGUACAAAUAUGUUAUAGGACCUCUGCUAAAACAAAGGAAAUUAGAUCUACCACUUUUACCGAACAUUAUUCAUACAUAUAAAAAAAAUGACAAAUGUAAUUACAUUUUAAAAGAAAUAAAUAAUUACAUUGUUGAUAAUUUACGAAAAAGAAAAUUGCAUGUGCAAGAUGACUUAAAUAAUUGGGUUAGCAUUUUACAAGUAUUAUCUUCAAAGAAAAAAAAUAUAAAUUUUGUUCCUUUAUUGAAAUAUUUUUUUAUCAAAAAUGAGGUCAAAUAUGAAGAGGGAAAUAUAAAUAAUAUAAUAGCAGAGAACAGGAGAAGAAACAUUUCCAUGGAUUGUUCAUUUUGUGAUUAUAAUAAAUGCUACCAUAACAGGCGCGUACUCACCUUACCAGAUAAUGAUAUAGAUUAUAAAACUUUCGAAUUACUAUCUCCUAGGUCAUUCGGCAUAUUAUUUAAUACAUUGGCAAAAGUGAAAAUUCAGUGUAACAAUGAUUUUUUUUUAAAUACAUUUUUUUAUCAAAAAACGAAACAGAUGCUACCGUCAUUUAAUAACAUUGAUUUGUGUUUAAUUGUGGAUGCUUUUUAUACAUUUCAAUUUACAAAUAAAAAUUUAUUGAAAUAUAUUGAAGAAGAAAUUUUGAAAAGAAUAACAGCAUUUGAUUUAUUGCAGUUAUCCAUUAUUUUUUAUAAUUUAUCAAAAUUUUGGAAUGAUGGUGAUAUUAAAAAUGAACUUUUUGCUGUUCUUUUUAUGAAAAAAGUGAAAAAGUAUCUAAACUUAUAUUUAUUAUAUAACUUGGAUGAGAAAUAUAUAUUAUAUACAAAAAAUAAAAAAUCUUUAAUUGAAAUAUUACCUAUGUUUUUUUUAGCAUAUGUCAAAAAAGUACAUGCCGUAUUCCCAUAUUAUUUCAGUUUUAGUAAAUUUCUUAUGUUACAAUUUUUAUUUUUAAAUAAGCAUAUACUCUUUUUAAAAAAAAAUUGUUUUUUUAAAAAUUAUCAUCAUAGGCAAGGAAAACUCUAUAAAUACGAUACAGACGACCAACCCAAUUUUUCAUAUACCUUAAGCAACAUCAAUCGGACUAUUUCAAAUUUAAUUUAUUCAUUUAUCGGUUAUUUCUACAAUAUUUUAACUUUACCUUAUAAAAAGGAACACAACAUACUAUUUGUUCGUCAUUUUUUUUUGACCUUAAAUAAUAUAUAUCAAUUACUUUAUUUUUUUAAUCUCUUUUAUCAUAACAGAUUGACAAUUACAAAAGAUGAAAAAUUUAUUAUCCCUCUACACAAAUCUCAGCUUUUAAUUUUUUUGUAUACCUAUUUAAAUUUUAUUUUAGAUUUAUAUUCUUAUUUAUAUUUAAAUAAUGCUAUAAGAAGAAAGUUCAGUGAUAUCUUAACUGUUCAUGCAAAAGAAAACAACAAAAAUGGGAACAUCCUGAACGAUUCAUUUUAUUUUGUUAAAUUAAAAUAUAUUAAAAAAAUAUUUUUUCUAUUAACCAUUUUGGAGAAUGUUGAUUUAAAUACAAUAAUGAAAGAAUCGUUAGAAGGAAACAGUAAAUAUGUUAGUCUCAUCUACGAGGAUAUACAAAACAUAAUUAACAAUUCGAACACGUAUUCCCAUAAUACCUCAAUUUAUUUUAAUAGACAAAUUAUAGGCCCAUACACAAUUUCUGUCCUGUGCAGGUAA